AAUAUGUUUGGCUAGAUGAAACAUGUUUUUGUUCUGAUGUCGGUAAGGUAGAAUGCUUAUAUGAAAUAUUGUCGAAAAUUCAACAUGGCGUCGAAAUAUUUUUGUACGAAGUGACGGUCGAAGUAUGUCCGUGAUAUCUUCAUAUCAUUCUCGUGGAUUAUCAAUUUAAGGAAUAAUUUUGACCGAUCCACUCGAAAAGAUGGGUAAACAUAAUAAAAAUAAAGCUAAAAGCUACAACCAGAAUGACGUCAGAUUGGCCCUUUCACAUAUUAAAAAAAAGAAAAUGUCGGUGCAGGGGGCUUCCUUCUUUUUCGAAGUUCCUGAGGAGACCCUCAAAAAAUUGCUUAAAGUCAACAAGCUCGAGGAUGAAAAACCUAAACAAAGGCCUAAAAAAAAAUCCAUUUUGACUCCAGAAUUGGAACACGAGCUAGUCGAUUAUGCAGUAAAUAUGGGCACAAAAAUUUGUGCUGCAAAGACCAAAGAGCAACAAAAAAAUUUGGAAGAAGAUCUGGCAACUAAAAGUAUAAACUUGGAUUGUUUCAAGGCUCCACCUCAGGUGAAGUGGCUGAAGGUUUUCGUCAAGAGGGAUGGAGAUAAAUUUCCAUUUUAUAUGUUCAAGGUCACUCCCUCUGACUGCACUCAUUUUAUUAGCCAAAAAAACACAAAAGCUAAAAAAACUGAUCGUUCCGUCGAUGGAAUAUCAUUGAGAGACAAUUUCCCGCCGAACACGGGAUGUGUUUCACCUCCGCGUGAAUCUGAAUAUAUAUUACCUCAUGAUUCUGAAGAAGUGGAUCAUGAAUUAGAAUCAAGAGAUGCUGAAGUCUUGGAAAGUGCACCAAGGAGACAAAAAAGUGACAGAGUACAAAUUAAGAGAGAAGUAGUGGAACCGAUUGAAGAAGAGGAAUUCAGUGAAAGGUAUGAAGAGGUUGAAGAAGAAGAAGAACCAAUGGAGAGAAGAUUAAUAGAAAAUGCGACACUGGUCUUGAAAGAGGAACUUAAUAUCGAAGAAUGGAUAGAAUUCGAAAAGACUAAAGCGAAAGUUAACAACACGAUAUGCGAUGAUUCGGAAUCUCUUGAUAAAAUGAGAAGGAUGGAGGAUUUAAGAAGAGUAUCUGCAGAAUAUAUCGCACCAGAAGAAUUAGUAUUGGAUAAAGAUCCUGGGGAUCUCGAAUUACAUGAAUUCAUAAAAAUGGAUGAGGAAUGUACUGAACUGAUAACGCGGCAGCAAUUAAGGAAAAAAAAAGAAAAAUACCCCUGCAUGCGUAAAAAGAAAAAGAGAAAACGAGUCAAUGCCAAACCAGAGCAUCCAGAAACAUUGACGGAAGUGGUUGCCAAAUUACAGAAUGUGGGGAAGAUAAAAGUGGAAAGCUGAUAAGAGGUGACAUUUUUUUGUAUAGGAAAAUUUUUAUAUUUAUUUUUUAUUAGAAUACGACUGUGACAAUUUUGUUAGACAUUAAAAAGAAUUUGUUAAUUUUUAUA
Molecule: messenger RNA, 1479 nt
Organism: Belonocnema kinseyi
Lineage: Eukaryota; Metazoa; Arthropoda; Insecta; Hymenoptera; Cynipidae
Product: stress response protein NST1-like
Exons: 5
Coding region: 200-1372 (390 amino acids)
Source: RefSeq, a predicted model, not a curated record